UGUCACUUUUUAAUUUCAAGAUGGCGACUUCCAUACUGUGAUUUCAUCAGUAAAUGAUUUUGCCAUUGAACCUAAGGCUAAUAUGCAAUAAAUUUUUAAAUUAAAACAUCAUAUUUUGUACAUUCAAGAUCUUUUAUGAUGCACAUACUGAAACGAGCUGGAUUUGCUUUCGCCCACCUUGCAAAAGCAUGUAACACUUCAACUUCAGGGUUAAGAUGUCUUCGACACUUAAAUGAGGAUGCAAGAAAUCGUAUACGUGCAUUGAAAAUAGGAGACAAACUCCAUGGCUACACUGUUCAACGGAUUGACGAGGUACCAGAUUACUACAUUACUGCCAUCUUGCUGUCCCACGAUAAAACUGGGGCGCAGCAUUUACACGCAGCACGAGAUGAUGACAACAAUACAUUUGGUGUCACAUUCAGAACCACCCCCUUAGACAACACAGGUGUGUCCCACAUUCUAGAGCAUACUGUUCUAUGUGGGUCCGAGAAAUAUCCAGUCAGAGAUCCUUUCUUUAAGAUGCUCAGUAGGUCAAUGGCAACUUUUAUGAAUGCUUUAACAGCUUAUGAUUGGACGAUGUAUCCAAUUUCAAGUCAGAACCAGCAAGACUUUAAAAAUUUGAUGUCAAUUUAUUUGGAUGCUGUCUUCUGUCCAUUACUUAGAGAAUUGGAUUUUUGUCAGGAAGGCUGGAGACUGGAACAUACAGAUUUGACGAAUGUCUCAUCUCCUAUUGUGUUUAAAGGUGUCGUAUACAAUGAGAUGAAAGGUGUUUUUUCUAACUCACAAAACAUCUACUCUCAACAAGCACUGAACUCCUUAUUGCCCAGCCACACUUAUGGCGUUGUCUCAGGUGGGGACCCAGCAGAGAUUGUCAACUUGACCCAUGAACAACUGAAAAAAUUUCAUGCCAGCCACUACCAUCCGAGCAAUGCUAAAUUCUUUACCUAUGGCAACUUUCCACUUGAGGAGCACCUUAGUUUAAUCAACCAGAGCUUGGACAAGUUUGACAAAAUAAACCCAUCACAAUUAGUUCCAAAUGAACCGAGGUGGAAGGAACCUAAAACCAAAACAAUUUAUUGUCCACCAGACCCUCUAGCUGCUGAUCCAGAAAAACAAACCACAGUUUCUGUCAGCUAUCUCCUGUCUGACAUAACUGAUGUGCAUGAGAGUUUUAUUGCAAGUGUCCUUGGCUAUUUGCUCACCAAUGGAGAAACAUCACCUUUCUAUAGAGCAUUGUUGGAGCCUAACAUUGGAAGUGAUUUCUCACCUAACACUGGAUGUCAUGAAGAUACAAAAGAGGCAGUUUUCUCUGUUGGCUUGGCGAAUAUCAGUCCAGAAUCUGUGAAUGAGGUAUUGGAUAUUAUUGAAGACACAAUUGAUAAGAUUGUCCGAGAAGGCUUUGAUAAGAAGAAACUAGAUGCACUGUUGCACAGGCUAGAGUUAGGCAUGAAGCAUGAAAGCAGCAACUUUGGACUUCAUUUGGCCAUGGGCCUAGCUAAUGUUUGGAACCAUGAGGGUGACCCAAUUACUGCUCUGCAAGUGGGUCAGAUAGUCCAGAAUUUCAAAGAGAGUCUCAAAAAGAAUCCUAAGCUACUUCAGCAGAAAGUCAAAGAAUACUUAAAGGACAACAAGCACAAGCUGACUCUCAUCAUGCAACCUGAUGAGUCUUACAUGGAGAAGAAUGACCUAGCAGAGAAGGAAAGGUUGAACAAAUUUGUCUCACCUCUCACUGAUUCUGACAAAGAAAAUCUUCUCAAGAGAGGACAAGAACUAGAACUGAAGCAAAAUGCUAAAGAAGAUAUUUCUUGUUUACCAUCAUUAAAAAUCAGUGAUCUGAGCAAGACAAUCAAACCUGAAGAAAUAGACAUCAAAGAAGCAGGGGGCUCUUUUAUCCAAGUCAGUGUGCAACCAACCAACGGUGUGACCUAUCUUAGAAUGGCCUCCAAUCUAGAUGGACUACCAGAGGAUCUAAUGCCAUACAUCCCACUGUUUUGUCAAGUGAUAACAGGUAUUGGGGCAGAUUGGCAUGACUACUUAUGGAUGUCCCACCAAGAAGAACUUUACACUGGAGGACUCCUAGCGACACCUCUUGUGGUACCCCACCACACAGAUGUGGGUCGCAUGCAGAGAUCUGUACUGCUCUCGUCCUAUUGCUUAGAGAAGAAUUUUGACAAAAUGCUCGAUCUUUGGACUUUAGCUCUUAACAGCCCAGAUUUCUCCGAUGUAAAUCGUAUUUCAACUUUAAUUCGAAUGGCAGCUAGUGACAUGGCUGCAAGUCUGAGCGACUCUGGGCAUCAGUUUGCUAUCACCAACUCGGCAGCAUCUCUUGACAAAGUCUCAAAUGUACAAGAAACUUUCUUUGGCAUUUCUCAGGUGAAGACAAUGAAAAGUGUAGCAGAAAUGUCAGACCUGAGUGACAUCAUCUUCAAGUUUCAGUGUAUUGGUGACAUUGUGCUGGACAAGACAUCAUUUAGAAUUUCUCUGAAUGUGACACCAAAAGCUAUUGACAGAUCCAUUCGAGGACUUAGAAACUUCUUAGGAAACCUUAAAGGUCAAGCUGAUAUGAGUAACAUUUUCCCUGAUAUUGACCAGAUUGAGCCUGCAUCAUCAAAGACUCACCAUGAGCUUCCAUUUAAUGUGAAUUAUGUAGCACAGAGCUACCCUGGGGUCCUCUACACUCACAAGGACUAUACACCACUUUGUGUGUUGUCAAAUCUUAUGACAAGGAAGUUCCUGCAUAGAGAAAUAAGAGAGAAAGGUGGAGCCUAUGGCAGUGGAGCACAACUAGACUCUGGCAUUUUUAGUUUUUAUUCUUACAGAGAUCCCAAAAGUCUGGAGACACUGGAGGUGUUCAAGAACUGUGUUGAAUGGGCUAGUAAAGGAGAGUUUACUGAACAAGAUGUGGAGGAGGCUAAGCUGGGUAUCUUUCAAAAGACAGAUAAACCUGUUCCUCCCAGUAGUCGGGGGAAAACACAGUUCAUCUAUGAUAUCUCUGAUGAGAUGAGGCAGAAGAACAGAGACCGGCUGUUUAGAAUCAAGACUGAGGAUUUGAUUCGAGUAUCUAAUACCUACUUAAAGGCUAAGAAGACACUCACUGGAAUUACAUUCUUGGGACCAUCAAAUCCUGCCAUCCAGGGCAACAAAGAUUGGAAAGUUGUCAAACAGCAUGAUGUGGUGCCUCCUGCGCAGGAAUAAGCUGUGUGAUGUAUCGGAUUCUCACUAUCUAGAUUUGUUUCAUUCCCUAAACAAAAUAAGAACGGUUGGACUUGAGGUGUAAUAAAAAAAUAGAACAAUCUCUAAAUUUUAAUUCCAUGAUUCUCAAGAACAAAACAAAAGUUGAGAUUUGAGCUAGUGAAAUAUGUCUUGCAAUUAUUGCAAACAGCUGAGAUGUCAUGCAAGUUCUUUCUAAUCUUGAAACAUGACUUCUCUGAAUUCAUGGAUUUCAUGUAUAGUGUUUGUGAGACAGAGAGGACAGCAUUUUGUGUUUUGUGUUGAAACUAUUCUUUGUUGAGAUGUUCUUUUAUAAGUGGAGCCGUAGUACAGUAACUGUAAUUGACUUAAAACACUAUUUGUGCUGCCUUAUAUUGUUACAGUAGACACUCUAAAAACCAAAAGAUGUAUUCACAUUGUUUUCACCUUGAAUGUUAAUAAUGUUUGAGAAUAAUAGUAACAUGUAUUCUGGUGACAGAUAUUAGGCAAUAUUUUGAUCUAGUAACUCCUGACUUAUCAUAACUAAUUAUUUGUUCUGGCUUAUCAUAUGUAAUUUUGUGUACUGGCUUAUCAUAGUUAUCUGUUUUUACAAUGAUUUCUACAUUUAAGCUAAGUAUAGUGAAACAAGUAUAUGGAUUGAUUUAUAAUUGUGAUUCAUUUUCAAAAUUGAAAGAAAUUUUAUCAUGACAAGUGAACCCAUGGUGUCAGUUUAUUUAUAGAUCAUUAUAUAGUAAGUUUGUGAGUCUUGCGUAGUGCUGUAUACAUUUUGACCUUAGUCUUCAGGUUGAUAAGUCAAUAAGAUUGAAGCUCUGCAUCUUGUUUGGUCAACUUGUUUCACUUUGUAAGUAGUAGGCUAACAUUAAAGAUACUUAUUAAUUACUUUAAUCUCUUAUGUAUAUAGCACCAUCAUGUACAACUGGAACAAUAUGAAUUGACUUGAAACACACAAAUUUUUUUUUACUUAUUACUGACACAACAUUUUGGCGUUACAUCAUUAAUUGUUGCAUUUGUGUGUUGCUAUUUGAUGAGAUUUGUUUUUUUAGUUUUGCCUAUGUCCGUCAAAAAGUGUGGGUUUUUUUUUUACUCUGUCAAUGAAUGACUAGUGACUAAUUUUUGGACAUGAAACUCAGUGGAAAAUGAAUGAAAAUGUUGAGAGCUGUUUUAAUGACAGAGUUGUAUUAAUAAAAGAUCAAAUGUCA
Molecule: messenger RNA, 4409 nt
Organism: Biomphalaria glabrata
Lineage: Eukaryota; Metazoa; Mollusca; Gastropoda; Planorbidae
Product: presequence protease, mitochondrial-like
Exons: 26
Coding region: 136-3195 (1019 amino acids)
Biological process (GO): protein processing
Cellular component (GO): mitochondrial matrix
Molecular function (GO): metal ion binding
Source: RefSeq, a predicted model, not a curated record